CAUAGUUGGCAGCCAUGUAUGACUUUUGACUGCGCAUACAAUAAUCGUUGCCGAGUUAUUGAAGAAUAUGCUGUGACGAUUAUUUUAUAUCACCUGCAUCGAAGCGGCGAUCGGCACCGAAUUGAGUGAUUGAGUGAAAGACAAGUGCAGACGCAGAGAGGAUGGAGAGUUUUCUGAAGCAGCAGAGAGGAGGAGAGAGCGUGCUGGACUUGAGCCCCAGAUCGACGGUCGGCGGUGGAGUGGAAGACGUGUACGGCGAGGAUCGUGCCUCCGAAGAUCAAUUGGUCACUCCCUGGACGUUUUCUGUCGCCAGCGGUUACAAUCUUCUGAGAGAUCCUCACCAUAACAAGGGGCUUGCAUUCUCUGAGAGAGAGAGAGAUGCUCAUUACCUGCGCGGUCUUCUUCCGCCGGUUGUCUCCAGCCAAGAGCUUCAGGAGAAGAAGUUUAUGCAUAAUCUUCGCCAGUACGACGUUCCCCUGCAUAAGUAUGUCGCGAUGAUGGAACUCGAGGAGAGAAACGAGCGGUUGUUUUACAAGCUUCUCAUCAACAAUGUGGAGGAACUCCUUCCCAUUGUCUACACUCCCACCGUAGGCGAGGCUUGCCAAAAGUAUGGUAGUAUCUUCAAGAGGCCGCAGGGGUUGUACAUAAGUUUAAAAGAGAAGGGGAGGAUUCUAGAGGUUCUGCGAAAUUGGCCGGAAAGGUCAAUUCAAGUCAUUGUUGUCACUGAUGGUGAGCGGAUUUUGGGACUUGGAGAUCUUGGCUGCCAGGGAAUGGGAAUACCAGUAGGGAAACUGGCCUUGUAUACUGCACUUGGUGGUGUUCGACCUUCGGCAUGUUUGCCAAUAACAAUUGAUGUUGGGACGAACAACGAGAAGCUGCUAAAUGAUGAGUUCUACAUUGGGCUGAAACAGAAGAGGGCAACUGGAAAGGAAUAUUAUGAUUUGUUAGAGGAGUUCAUGACUGCUGUUAAACAAAAUUAUGGCGAAAAAGUUCUCAUUCAGUUUGAAGAUUUUGCUAACCACAAUGCUUUCGAGCUCUUGGCCAAGUACGGCACCACCCACUUGGUGUUUAAUGACGAUAUACAGGGCACAGCAUCAGUGGUUCUUGCUGGUCUUGUUGCAUCACUUAAGCUGCUUGGUGGUACCUUGGGCGAUCACACGUUCUUGUUCCUCGGUGCUGGAGAAGCUGGAACAGGUAUAGCAGAGCUUAUAGCCCUCGAAAUCUCGAAGCAGACUAAGGUUCCUGUCGAAGAAACUCGGAAGAAGAUCUGGCUGGUAGACUCCAAGGGUUUGAUUGUCAGUUCACGUAAGGAGUCUCUUCAACACUUCAAGAAACCGUGGGCGCAUGAACAUGAACCGGUUAAUAAUCUCUUGGAUGCAGUCAAGGCUAUCAAACCAACAGUUUUGAUUGGAACAUCUGGUGUCGGUAAGACAUUUACAAAAGAGGUGGUUGAGGCUAUGGCUGCGAUCAAUAAGAAACCUCUCAUCAUGGCUCUCUCGAAUCCAACUUCACAAUCAGAGUGCACAGCUGAACAAGCUUAUACUUGGACCGAGGGUCGAGCCAUCUUUGCUAGCGGAAGCCCAUUUGAUCCUGUAGAACUGAACGGGAAAACCUUUGUGCCUGGCCAGGCAAACAACGCCUACAUAUUCCCAGGAUUUGGCUUCGGUCUGGUGAUCUCGGGGGCCAUCCGUGUCCAUGAUGACAUGCUUCUGGCAGCAUCGGAGGCCCUGGCUGGUCAAGUCACCGAGGAACACUAUGACAAGGGAAUGAUCUACCCGCCGUUUACCAAUAUCAGGAAGAUCUCCGCGCACAUUGCUGCAAACGUAGCUGCUAAAGCUUACGACCUAGGUCUUGCAACACGACUACCCCGACCAGCCGACUUGGUGAAAUAUGCUGAGAGCUGCAUGUACACGCCAAACUACAGAAGCUAUCGCUAAGACUUGGCUCCCUGCUCUGCUUCAUGUUAAAUUUGUAAGUUUGUUGUUGUAAGUUGAAACUGGUACCUUCUGGAAAUGUCUGUUGUCUGAACAGAAACUCGCGUGCUUUGUAUCUGUGGCUUUCUCAAUAAAAUCUCCUUAUGUUUAUGCUUA
Andrographis paniculata is the source of this 2090-nucleotide messenger RNA. RefSeq names its product NADP-dependent malic enzyme. The record is from RefSeq and is a predicted model, not a curated record. The transcript is spliced from 19 exons. Bases 162 to 1937 code for a protein of 591 amino acids. Gene Ontology annotation, biological process: malate metabolic process; pyruvate metabolic process. Gene Ontology annotation, cellular component: chloroplast. Gene Ontology annotation, molecular function: NAD binding; malate dehydrogenase (decarboxylating) (NADP+) activity; malate dehydrogenase (decarboxylating) (NAD+) activity. NCBI's taxonomy places the organism in Eukaryota, Viridiplantae, Streptophyta, Magnoliopsida, Lamiales, Acanthaceae.